CAUCGCACCAUCUCAUCAUGCUCCGCCCCCUCUUGCCACGCCCGCGCCCCCUCGCCUUCAGCGCGUCGCUCGCCCCCGCGCACGCACUCAUUCCGCGCGCCCGCGCCCGCGCCCUCUCCACCACACAAUGGGACGUCCCGCCCGUCCAGCUCUCCUACGACGUCCACGACCCCCCCGCCGUAACCGGGAAGGGAUGCAUGGUGAUCGCGCACGGCCUGCUCGGCUCGAAAGCCAACUGGCGCGGCCUCGCGCGGCGCUUCGCGAAAGAGCUCGGUGUGCCCGUAUACACUCUCGAUAUGCGGAACCACGGGCGGUCGCCGCACGCCGCGCCGCACACGUACGCCGCGAUGGCGGGGGACGUGGCGCGCUUCGUGCGAGACCACGCGCUGCGGGACGUGCAUCUCCUAGGGCAUAGCAUGGGCGGGAAGACGAUGAUGGCGCUGGCGCUCAAUGCAGGGCUGAAUGCGCCCGUCAAGUCGCUUGUUAGUGUCGAUAUCGCGCCGACAAACGCGCCAAUCGAGCCGCAAUAUGCCGGGUACCUCCGCGGCAUGCGCGAGAUCGAGGCGGCACGCGUAGGCAAAGAGGAGGCCGAGGCCAUGCUGGUCCCGUACGAGGCGGACGCGGCCGUGCGGCAGUUCCUGCUGACGAACGCGGUGAUGGCGGGCCACGUGUGUUUCCGGGUCGCGAUCGACACGCUCGCGGCGGCCACGGACGGGCUCGGCACCUUCCCGUAUGCUGUGGGCGAAGCGGCGUGGGACGGCCCGACGCUCUUCCUGCGCGGCAGCAGGAGCGACUAUGUGCUCGACGAGUGUCUGCCGGACGCCCGGCGAUACUUGCCCCGCCUACGGGUGGAGACGCUCGACGCGGGACAUUGGGUGCAUGCGGAGCGGCAGCGGGAGACGGGGGAUGCGGUGGUGGAGUUUGUAAAGGGGGCGAUGGGGGAGUGAGCA
Messenger RNA from Cutaneotrichosporon oleaginosum, 950 nucleotides. RefSeq lists its product as uncharacterized. Gene Ontology annotation, molecular function: carboxylic ester hydrolase activity. Gene Ontology annotation, cellular component: mitochondrion. The record is from RefSeq and is a predicted model, not a curated record. Lineage: Eukaryota; Fungi; Basidiomycota; Tremellomycetes; Trichosporonales; Trichosporonaceae.